Lactuca saligna is the source of this 450-nucleotide messenger RNA. NCBI's taxonomy places the organism in Eukaryota, Viridiplantae, Streptophyta, Magnoliopsida, Asterales, Asteraceae. The record is from the annotation of a GenBank genome assembly.
AUGACGCAACCCACCAUUAUCGUUCUUAUUCUCUUUUCUCUACUUAUCACCAAUGCUAAAUCGAGGGGCAAAAAUGUAACUCCCGAGCAACACGUAAGCAAACGCCUACUUCUUGGUUUAGCCAAUAUUACACAGGCACCUAUGACUAUUAGCAGCUUUGAGAAAGGUGGAGAUGGUGGCGCGCCGUCAGCAUGUGAUGGGAAGUACCACUCAAAUAGUGAAUAUAUUGUUGCAUUAUCAACGAAAUGGUACAAUCACGGGCAAAGGUGCUUUGAUUAUAUUGAUAUUUAUUAUCACGAUAAAAGUGCAAAAGCUAUGGUGAUUGAUGAGUGUGGCUCUAAGGAUUGUCCUGAUAAUAUUGUGGUCGCAUCUAAAGCCAUUUGGGUAUUCCUUCAGGUUCCUCAUAGCGAAUGGGGGGAAACCGUAAUUACUUGGUCUGUACCAAUAUGA